AAUUUACGGGACUAUGCAAACAGGCAACUGAAACCCUACAUAUAUACUGGAUAUCGUAAACAGACUGAUUUCCUUGGAAGCAUCCGAUCGCUAUUUCAUUUGCACAAUGAGUCUUUCAACUGCUGGAGUCACAUUUUUGGAUUACCAAUGAUCAUGCUAUAUGUCUUAGAAGAGUAUAAUUCACCAUCAUCAAAUCCCAUUGCGUAUAUCUAUCUCUUCGGCUGUUUUUGUUUUGCAUUUGGGAGUAGUUUUGGACAUACUUUCUGCUGCUAUGAUCGCUUCACUCGCCAUGCUUCUUUCACCAUCGAUUACAUCGGUCUCACUAUUUUCACUUAUUCGGGUUUAUUCGGAUUCUCAUUCUUGGAAACUAUUAUGCGAAGUGUAAUAAGAGUGAGUUCUUUUGCUUCUCCAGCAUUUCUCAUGUCUUCACCGAUAUUAUACAAGAUUGUCCAAUGUUUCUACGAACCUUCUAUCUAUCCUCAACAUUAUUGUGAUUCAUCUACCAUCUGGCCAAAGCAGUUUAUUUCUUGUAUCACCGCUUGUUUGUUCUAUAUCUCGAGAUUUCCCGAAUGCAUGUAUCCAGGAAAAUUUGACUAUUUCGGCCAUAGCCACAAUGUCUUUCAUAUCGGUGCCUUACUUGGUCUUCAAUACCAAAAAACCGCACUCUUUUAUGAUCUUAAAUUUGUUCAACUGAACAAGCAGACUAGCAGCAUUCCAAUCGAAAUCGCAUUCGUGUGCCUUGUUUUUCUAUUUUUAUCAAUCCUCUUUACUUGUUUUUGCUUCCGACAUCUUUUUAGCUUAAAGCAUAAAGCCCCUGCCUACAAAUCCAAUCUGCUGUGA
Rodentolepis nana is the source of this 840-nucleotide messenger RNA. The record is from the annotation of a GenBank genome assembly. NCBI's taxonomy places the organism in Eukaryota, Metazoa, Platyhelminthes, Cestoda, Cyclophyllidea, Hymenolepididae.